AUAGACACUCACACACAGAGUAUAAGUAACAGGUUUAUCGUCCACAAAAUCCUCUCCCCCUCUCUUUCCCCUCCCAUCUAUCUCGGAUCUCAUUCUCUUUUCAUCUUCCUCCAACCCAUCCUCCUUUCUCAGCAAGGUAUCGAGAGUGUUUCCUCAUCGCUCUCGAUCCCUCAAGCAAGCAUGGAAGGACUUGCGAACCAACUAAAGCGAGGAAUCUCACGUCAGUUUUCGACAGGAUCAUUGAGAAAGUCACUUAGCAGGCAAUUCUCACGACAAUCUUCCCUCGAUCCUAGGAGGAAUAACUUGAGGUUUAGCUUUGGAAGACAGUCUUCUUUGGAUCCAAUACGGAGAAGUCCACUUCAUGAUCAUGCACAGUUGAGUGUACCGGAGAAUCUGGAUUCCACAAUGCAUUUGUUAUUCAUGGCGAGUAGAGGAGACGUUAAAGGAGUUGAAGAUUUGUUGGAUGAAGGUGUUGAUGUUAAUAGUAUCGAUUUGGAUGGAAGAACUGCUCUGCAUAUUGCAGCUUGUGAAGGUCAUGUUGAAGUUGUUAAGCUUCUUUUGAGUCGCAGGGCUAAUAUCGAUGCUCGUGAUCGAUGGGGCAGCACGGUGUGUGCCGAUGCCAAGUAUUAUGGGAAUGUUGAAGUUUAUAACAUUUUGAAGGCAAGAGGAGCUAAAGCCCCGAAAACCACCAGGAAGACACCUAUGGCUGUGGCAAAUCCUCGAGAAAUUCCGGAGUAUGAGCUUAACCCAUUGGAACUUCAAGUUCGAAAAGCUGAUGGCAUUGCAAAGGGAAUGUAUCAAGUUGCUAAAUGGAAUGGUACUAAGGUUGCCGUGAAGAUACUUGAAAAGGAACGUUGUGCAGACCCUGAGAGCAUAAAAUCUUUCAAACACGAGCUAACCUUAUUAGAAAAAGUUCGACAUCCGAAUUUGAUUCAGUUUGUUGGAGCUGUGACCCAAAAUUUUCCCUUGAUGAUUGUAGCAGAAUAUCAUUCAAAAGGUGACCUAGCAAGUUAUCUUCAGAAGAAAGGGCGGUUUUCCCCAUCUAAAGCUUUGAGACUUGCUCUUGAUAUUGCUAGGGGCAUAAACUACCUACACGAAUGCAAGCCAUAUCCGAUCAUCCAUUGCGAUUUAAAGCCAAGAAAUAUUUUGCUGGAUGAUGGUGGUCUAUUGAAGGUAGCUGGAUUUGGUUUGAUACGGUUGUCAAACAUUUCACCUGACAAAGCCAAAGUAGCUCCAGGGACUAUUAUUGACCAUUCAAAUGUAUACACGGCACCUGAGAUUUAUAAAGAUGAAAUAUUUGAUAGAAGCGUCGAUGCAUACUCUUUCGGAGUCGUUUUGUAUGAGAUGCUUGAGGGAGUGCAGCCUUUCUAUCCCAAGUCUCCUGGAGAGGCUGUGAAAUUGAUGUGCUUAGAAAACCAGAGACCACCAUUUAAGAUCAAAUCAAGAAGCUACCCUCCAGAUUUAAGAGAGUUGAUUGAUGAAUGUUGGCUUUCAGAACCUGGUGGUAGACCAACCUUUUCUGAGAUCAUCACAAGACUGGACAAAAUCUGUUCCAACUGUUCAAAACAAGGAUGGUUGAAAGAUACCUUUAAGCUUCCAUGGAAAUGACAUGGAAGAAGACCGGAGAUUAUCGUCGAAGAAAGCAAGAGUUUCGGAGCUUCAUAUCACACAGUGAUAAUCAUACAUUUUCUUUAAUUAGAAUGAAUGUAGGAGACGAAGGCUUGGGGAUUGAAAUGAAAAUGAGUUGCUGCCCCUUGUUCUCAUGCUUCUUUGGAUGUAUAAUAUGCGCUCCUUGCAUGGAUUGAAAUAGAAAUUUUACUUCAUAUUUUUGGUCGUCA
Molecule: messenger RNA, 1838 nt
Organism: Populus nigra (black poplar)
Lineage: Eukaryota; Viridiplantae; Streptophyta; Magnoliopsida; Malpighiales; Salicaceae
Product: integrin-linked protein kinase 1-like
Exons: 12
Coding region: 181-1608 (475 amino acids)
Biological process (GO): protein phosphorylation
Molecular function (GO): protein binding; protein kinase activity; ATP binding
Source: RefSeq, a predicted model, not a curated record